UAGCGGUUAUACUGAAAGUAAAAGUAAAAGUUACAACACACACCAUUUUAGAAGGCGCACAGUUCGAUACUCCUGUUCAAAUUGUUUCCAAAGAUUGAGAGGUUGAAAACAUGAACACGGGGCCUAGUUCACAUCGCUUCGACAGAUGAUUUAUGUGAUCAGGUUUUCUGAGUGAGAUCUGCCUGAGCAGUCCAGAGUCUAAAUCAGACAUUAGACUGGAUGGAGCCUGAGGGAGACCCUGGAGUCCUGAGCAGGAGAGCCCAGCGGGAGAUAAUGGAGUCUCCUGCUCCCAGCUGUCUCUCUAUGAAUAGUGCCAGGUCAAUGGAGCCACCCUUUGACUUUAAAAGAGAACCCUUGACCCCUGAUCUGAGUGCCAGUCUGCUGACUGAGGAUCUGUUCAGAUGCUCUGUGUGCUCAGAGGUGCUGAGGGACCCGGUCUCCAUUCCCUGUGGACACAGUUACUGCAGGCAGUGCAUCAGCACAUACUGGGUCCAGCCCGGCCCUGCAGGAGACUAUGUGUGUCUCCAGUGCAGUAAGAGAUCCAGAGUCCGGCCUGUGCUCUGCACUAACCCAGCCUUGGCCAGGUUGCUCCAGGGGCUCCAGCAGGCAGGCUUCAGUCCUGCCCUCCCUGCUCUGGGCUAUGCUGGUCCUGGGGACGUGGCCUGUGAUAUCUGCUCUGGACAGAAGCUCAGAGCGGUGAAGUCCUGUCUGACCUGCACUGUCUCCUACUGUGAGAGCCACGUCAGACAGCACUACACUGUCCCAGCACUGCAGAGACACGCCCUGGCUGAGGUCACUGGAGACGGGGGACACAAAGGUCACCAAGGCAAUGCUGGACAGACAGAGAGGAUCAAAGAGGAGGAGACUAUGGAGACUGAGGAGGAGGAGAGAGAGAGUGUCUCUAAAAAGAUGACGGAAGUUAAAGAGGAGGAAGAAGAUUCUGAUGAGGGACUCUCUGAUCUGAAGAAGAACCCUAAAACUAAAACUCUUAUCUCUGAAGUGAAGAAUCUCUCUAAGUUCUACUCAGACUUGGAGCAGGAGAACUCUGAGCUUAAACAUGUUGUUCGUGAACUCAGUAAAAAGAAUGCUGUGUUAAAACAAGAGGCAACAUUUGAGAAAGAACUGGUGGACAUCAGAACUGCUGCUCUGAAUAAGAUCACAGCUAAUCUCAUCUCAGACCCACAGCAACAGAGAGAGGCUGAGUAUGUGAGAAGAAACCUGAAGAAUAUGACCAUGGACUAUGUGGAUGUGACUCUAGAUCCUGAUACAGCACAUCCCCAACUAAUCCUGUCUGAAGACAGGAAACAAGUUAUAUUUGGAGAUGUAUGGCAGGAUCUCCCUGACAACCCAGAGAGGUUUGAUAUCUCAGUCUGUGUCCUGGGAAAGGAGGGCUUCUCCUCAGGGAGAUUCUACUAUGAGGUGCAGGUGAAGGGGAAGACUGGCUGGUCUUUAGGAGUGGCCACGAAGUCCAUCAACAUGAAGGGGACGAUUUACCUGAAUCCUGAGGAUGGAUACUGGACUGUGAUGCUGAGGAAUGGACAGUACUGGGCUGGCGCUGUCCCCACUGUCCCCAUCUUCCUUAGAGAGGAGCUCCAGAAGGUGGGGGUGUUUGUGGAUUAUAAGGAGGGUCAGGUCUCCUUCUACAACGUGGAGGCCAGGUCUCAUAUCCACUCAUACACUGGCUAUACCUUCACUGAGAAACUCUAUCCAUUCUUCAGCCCUGGUAAUAAUUACAGUGGUAAAAACUCAACCCCACUGGUCAUCACUCCUGUAGAUGUCACUGACUGACUGGUUUAUACCAAACUAUUGAAAUACUGUUAACUGCUAAUGUAAUAGCCAACAGGUAAUGUAAUAAUUAAUUGUAAUGUAAUACAUAUUACAUAAAUCAGCGGAUAAUGUAUUAACAUUUUACAUUUAUAAUACAAUAACUUUUUCUGAUAAUGUAAUCAUUCAAUUGCAGUUAUUAAUGCAGAACUAAGUUAUUUUGUGGAUAAGGUUAUCAUUUCAUGUGUUAACAUAGUAAAUCACAGUCUCAUAAUGUAAUCCAAUAAGACCUACCUGUCCAUCUAUCUCUGUGGACCAUAUCAUCUUAGUGGACGAGAUCCACAUUCUUCUUCCUGAUGUAACAUGACAUUGGGAAGAAUGAAAACAGUUCACUAAAUACCACAGGAAGCCCAGGUCUGUAUGUCAUAUGUUCAGUAAACCCCUGGAAUUACAUUAUUACAUGACUUACUAUAAUAAUUAAAUACUGUCCUGCAUGAUUAUGUUUCUUACUA
Molecule: messenger RNA, 2276 nt
Organism: Salvelinus namaycush (lake trout)
Lineage: Eukaryota; Metazoa; Chordata; Actinopteri; Salmoniformes; Salmonidae
Product: E3 ubiquitin-protein ligase TRIM39-like
Exons: 7
Coding region: 220-1788 (522 amino acids)
Molecular function (GO): protein binding
Source: RefSeq, a predicted model, not a curated record